Molecule: messenger RNA, 1056 nt
Organism: Suillus fuscotomentosus
Lineage: Eukaryota; Fungi; Basidiomycota; Agaricomycetes; Boletales; Suillaceae
Exons: 5
Coding region: 178-813 (211 amino acids)
Source: RefSeq, a predicted model, not a curated record
AAGGCGCAGCACAACUUCGGGAUCGAGACGUCAUAUCCACUGUCAUGGUAGGGAAUCGUCUAAUUGCUGUGCAUGUGAGUAGUUUGUUUGGCAAGAGCCUCUGAUCCAAACGAAAUCCUUGAAGCAUUGACGUGACGGCUCCGAGUCGGAGUUUGACGUGGUACUUCGGUUCAAAUAAUGCUACUGCAAUGGUACAUGCUCAGUCCUGCAGGCCCGUCCAAGCUCUCUGCUAUCAGAUUCUCGUCACCAAGCAGAGUACAUUCGAUCAAGAUAUUUCCCACAGACGUGCAGCCUCCAGAUAUCAAAUCAUAUCAUCGCGUACUAAGUGCAACUAUUUUUCAUCAUCAUGCUGCAUGGUAUAGAGAUACCCAUAUAGUCGGCCGCACAGGACCAGAAGCGUACUUUCUUGAUGUAUAUGUCAACGCCUACCCCGUGGGCUCACUGGUGGACGCGAAGCAAAAGCUCAAGGCACCUAAUGCACUCAUGCCAACCGUCAUCCCAUACGCAGGUGGUGUAGUGGAAUAUGCAGUGAACACGAGCUCUGAGUUCGCGACUCGUUCAACGAUUCCAACUACUGAUUCUCCCCUACUCACCCAUUCCUCUGUUCCCCUCGUGCCUGCCUUAGACGCUACAAAGAGUAACGACCCAAAUGCUCUUGCGAGGAAUUUGCUGGCGCUCUUUCCCAAUGCGCCCUCCCUUUCCCUCGUCACCCGCCUUAUGUUCUGCCUCAAGCAACCUAAUGAUGAUUCGAACCUCCCGGAACUUCCGCAUCUUUACUCCGACCUGAACGAGGAAGAAGUUGAUAUCGAUUGAGAUAGUGCAUUCCGAUCUUUGAGCCAUCCUGUAGUGGAUGACAUUUCAUCAGAGUAAUCGCAUCGUUUUGCAAAAAAGGUCUCAGAGGCCGUCGGUCCCAGGGACGAUGCACAGUCAUAUCUCAUUGCAGGCAUUCUUGCUCUGCUUCACAGACUCCUGAAUUUCUACAGGCUUUGAUCCAAGCGCUCGAACCCGAGAUGAUAUUUGACCCGUCAACCUUAGAUGAAGACGCUCUAUUCACAC